Nezara viridula (southern green stink bug) is the source of this 2808-nucleotide messenger RNA. NCBI's taxonomy places the organism in Eukaryota, Metazoa, Arthropoda, Insecta, Hemiptera, Pentatomidae. The record is from the annotation of a GenBank genome assembly.
AGUCAGUGUUCCUUCCCUCCUGGAGCUCCCCUAUCUAUUGUACUCAGCAUAUCACUGGAAUGGGCCAUGAGACCGCUGUUGUUUCUUCUCGCGUCCAGCCUCACGCUAUCGCAGACAGGAGCAGAUCUGGGGCUGUGGUUCGUACGGUGGCCUGAACCGAUCACCGCUCCGGUCGGGGACGACGUGGUGUUCGAGUGCUCAGUAAACGUUCCGGCGGAGUCAGUACGGUGGCGGCAAGGCGACCAUUGGCUGCAGCAGGACCGCCCGCCCCCGCCGCGUCCCACCUCCACCUCCAGGCUGCUAGUCAAGUUCGAGGACGAGAAGCAAGAAGGGGACUACCAGUGCGUUGCUUGGUUCGGAGCUUCUGCUCUGGCUUCUACCCCGGCAAGGCUGACUCUGGCAGAACUGCAGCCAUUCCUCUACCAGCCGCAGAAGGAGGUCCGAGUUACUCCUGGGAACACAGUUGCCAUUGCUUGCCCACCUCCAGUUUCUAAACCUCCAGCUGUUAUUCAGUACCUUCAAGAUGGUACAGUAAUGCCAGAAUCUUCUAACACUUUAGCCACUACUGGUACCCUGAUACUUCCAAACGUCACGGCUAAAGACUCUGGUGUGUACACCUGUACUGCUACCAACUACAUCACUGGGAUGGUGAUCAACUCUCCCAUGAAAGUCGUUCUUAAAGUGGAGAAAUCUAACGAAUCAGGAUCACCUCGCUUCUUAUACCAGCCACAGACAAAGUACACUGUUCAAGCAGGUCAGAACAUUAGUUUGGAGUGCUGUGGAAUUGGAAAUCCAGUUCCAGUCGUGAGCUGGAGAAGAGUAAACAGCGACUUACCAAUCGGAAGGAGUGAGCAAAUUCCAGGAGGUCUGAGGAUAGCAGGUGUCCAACUGGCAGAUGCGGGUCAGUAUGUCUGCGAACUCAAGAAUGGGGUUCCACCAAUGAUUGCUCAGCUCAUAACUCUUGAAGUACAAGUUCCUCCGACGGUGAGCAAAGGCCCAAGUAAUGCUGUAGUCGAAGAAGACAGUGACACAGAGCUAACCUGUGAAGCAACAGGUUCACCGUCACCCAACAUCACGUGGUUUCUUAAUGGCGAGUCCAUUCUUAAUGACAGCCACAUAACACCUCAAGGAGGUAACCUCAUAAUUAAAAAAAUUCAGAAGAGGCACGCUGGUAUAUUCCAAUGCUUCGCGACAAACGCCGCAGGAGUUACAUUCGGUGCUGCUAUGAUUCAGGUGUCGCCUACUCAAGUUACAGCAGGAGAUCCACCCCCUUAUCUUCCAGAAAUUGACAGUAAUGAACAAAUUGAAUCAUCAACUACACAAGGACCUGGGCGUGGACGGAAAAAAGAUCAUCCAAGAAAAAAUAAGGACAGGCGAAGAGAAAAGAAGCAUCGCAAUAAUGUGAUGAUCCCGCCAACUAGACCCAACAUCACCAGACUGAGCAAUAAGUCAGUAAUGGUACGUUGGUCGGUUCCUCCGAAUCCUGGCUUGCCAAUUCAGUUCUUUAAAGUACAGUACCAGGAUCUGGAUUCUAGUGGUAAACAUGGGCAGUGGAUGACUUCCAAUGAAGAUAUCCAGCCUCACAUUAAUAGCUACGAAGUGGAUGGGUUAAUCACAGGUCAUCACUACAGAUUUAGGAUUGCUGCAGUCUACUCCAAUAAUGACAACAAACUUGGCAGGACUUCAAGUAAAUUUCACCUCAAUCGAGGUCCUUCCAAUGAUGAAACUCCAUUUUUCCCUCCAAACCUCACUUAUGCUGAGUCUUUAUCUCCUACAUCUAUAAGGAUCCAUUGGGAGUACUUGAAUUCUGUAUUGGCUCCAGUUGAUGGAUUUUAUGUUUACUAUCGAGCAACGACAAGUGCUGGCGACUACAUCAAAGCUACUGCUGAAGGACAGAAUACAAGAUCUUACUUGCUGAGCCACCUUGCGCCAGAUACACAUUAUGAUAUAAAGAUGCAGUCAUUCACCGUGCGUGCAGCAUCAGACUUUUCUGUGAUAAUAUCUGCCAAAACUCUCAAAGAGAUAAAUGCGACGAUAGCACCCGUUCCAGAGGUGAUUGAAGCUGGUGGACUUGGAGAGAAGUCGUCACAUGGUCAGCUGUAUCUUGUCCUUGGUGCCGUAAUAUCUGGACUUGCUCUCAUCUGCACUUUGGCUGGUGCCAUCUGCAUUUGCUACAGGCGAUCUGCUGCCCAACAGGAUCAUGGUGGAGAUGGGUGUGAUAAGAGCGGGGUUGAAGGCGGGCUAACAAUACAGCAGCUGGAACCAGUAGCUUUGAAUGGGUUUUCUCACGGAAGAGCAGUCACCAAUGGCUUCAUCCCAUGUUCCAUCAACAUCACCAACAACCCGUUAGCCGACUCUCAUCAAGAUAAAAAUGCAAUGGAACUCUCUUGUAUGCGAAGGCAUAACAACAACUGUCCUUCCGGUGCACCAGCUCAAUCGGGAAGUGAUUGGUGUACACCUCCUCCAAUAAUGGCUCGCACCGGUGAAAACUAUGUGUGACAUACAGCAUUCCAUUUCUAGCUGUUGAUUGGUUAGAAAUCUCCUAAUGAGCAACCAAGACUCAUUACAGAGUGCUCAGGUGUUAUUUAUGUUUUCACUGAGUGGUAUUGUUUUUUUGUUUAUUUUAGUUUUGGCUCGUUUCAUAAACUGCAGCCAAUUCUUAGACUGAAAUUUCGAAAGUUCAUAAUUAUUCAAUAGUUUUACUUACCGAUGACUGAUUAUGAAGAAAUAAUUUAUAUAACUUUUUUAGAGUCAAAGAGAUAGAAAUUAUUUUUUAAAGAAAAUAUUCAAAAACUAUAAACUUCUUCC